Entelurus aequoreus (snake pipefish) is the source of this 2252-nucleotide messenger RNA. It is a transcript of the gene ccdc24, whose product is annotated as coiled-coil domain containing 24. Bases 407 to 1516 code for a protein of 369 amino acids. The transcript has 10 exons. Lineage: Eukaryota; Metazoa; Chordata; Actinopteri; Syngnathiformes; Syngnathidae. The record is from RefSeq and is a predicted model, not a curated record.
GUCUCAAAAGUGGCCCACUGGACAAACACGUUUGUCCGUCGCGCCCUCGCCCACAUUUAGUUGCCCGUUACAACGUAUUAAAGUGACGCAACAAGCUGACGUGGAAUAAAAGUCUUCAAAAAAAUCCUUAAAAUAUUCAACUUGAAUGAACCAUGAGCCACGCGAAAUCUCGCGAUAGUUGUGUAGCCUAGCAACAGAGAUGUUAGCCCUGGAUACCACACACUGAAGAUUGAAAAUUAACACCAAUGAGUUGACUGCGUGGGUUCCCUCCGGGUACUCCGGCUUCCUCCCACCUCCAAAGACAUGCACCUGGGGAUAGGCCCCUCCCACCUCCAAAGACAUGCACCUGGGGAUAGGUUGAUUGGCAACACUAAAUGGGCCCUAGUGUGUGAAUACUGGCAGCCAUAUGCAGUCUACCAGCAGGAACCUGAUUGGGUGUCCGGGUCCGUCUCUGUGGAGUCUGAUUGUUGAGCAUGUUCCACGGUCUGAGAUGCAAAAGAUUUACGCCACGCUGGGGCGCUCGCUGGUUGACACAUACACAGAGCUACACGAUGAGGCAGUCAUGUGGCACAAGAUAUGGCAGGACAGCCAGCAGGGAGGACCUCUUGGCGACAGGCCAAGGGGGCCUCUCGCCCAUUCCAGAAGCCCCCUGGCUGACCCGCCGGUGAUCAAGGAGCUGGUAAGGGCCGAGGUCAAGAUGUUGCUGGAGAAUCUCCAAGAGAAAUUCUUCAGGGAGGGAAGGCACGACAAGGAGUUCUUAAAUCGUUACAACGCAAAGACCGUAAACUUCGCCCUGGGUCGCCUUGACAUCAGCGUGGAGCCCAGAGACGAACUGAGAAGGCCGAGCUCAUGCUGCUCCGUUCAGUCGCAAGAAGAGAUAGAAGCCGUGAAGGACAAGCUGAAUAUCAGCGACAUCAACAAAGUGGUAGAGCAUAUCAAGAGUAUCCUGGUAGAAGAAUGUGCAGCAUUGAAACCACAAGUACAGCACAUUCAGGAAAUGAUCAAAAAACAAUGUAGGAGUCAGACUGAGGAUAAGGAGGCAGAACCCACCCUUGCAGACUUAAAAGAGCUGAGAGGUGCUAUUCAAAAAGACUUUGAGCUCUAUCCAUCACCUCCCUCUACUGUCUCGGAGAAAGCAUUGAGGGCCACAUUCAGACUUCCAUCAGGACAAAAGAGCGGCGAUAAGAAGUCGCUAGCUUUAACUGCUACCUCCCUCCUAAGACCACACCCUCCCUCCGCUCCACCUGGACUCACCCACUUGAACUUCUGUGGCAGCGUCAGGCCCAUCAACACUUUGGAGGCCAUCUCAAGGACUUCUCUGCAGCACACAAGUCAACGUGAGGUCUGCAGCAGGACGUCUCGGCAGAAGAACGUUCGCCUUAAAACUCUGGCAGGAGAGCAGGUGGCGCUGGUACCGUCACACUCUGAGGAGGAGGAGUCUGAUCUCCACUGGCGCUUUCUCACCUGCUCAAGUACUUCACCCUUCAUGCCCUCACAGUAUCUCCAGCCGGGGUAAGGAGGCUGAUUAGUGGACAGAGGACAGCAACAAUGACUGCACUCACAAGCAGGAAGACAUGAAAAGGAUCAUUGUGAACCAGUAGGAGGUACAGAAGUCUGGAACUUUGACUUUUUUACACAACUGUCUCAACAAUGUGCAAAGUGUAGACCAGGGCUCCCCAAACUACAACCCGCGGGCCACAUACGGCCCGCCAGUGUCCAAAAUCCGGCCUGCGGGUAGUCCCAUAUAAAAAAAAGAAUAUUUUAAUUGUUUUUUUGGGGUUUUUUUUUUAAUCUGUCCUUUUUCGCCCAUCCAUCAGUCCAUUUUCUACCGUUUGUUAAUGGGUCUCCGGCGUCCAAAAUCCAGCCCGCAGGGAGUCCUGAGUAAAAAAAAUUUAAAAAUAUGUAUGUAUGUAUGUAUGCAUGCAUCCAUCCCCCGAACAGGGCAAACGGUAGAACAUGGAUUGACAUCCAUCAAUCCAUGUUCUGUAGUUACUGGGUCUACUAGCCACUCCAGCAAAUCAUACUGUGUAAAAAUGCAUUUUCCCAUGGAUAACAUGACGCCAUCACACUUGCGCUGCAAAGUUGGGCGAGAACGCAGCAAGUGUGCGUUCCUUCAGUCAAUUAGCGCACGAGGGGAAAAAAUGGUGAAAUUGUUGGGGAAACAUAAAAUAGACUCAGAGUGUAGAGUUUUUAAACAUCAGUGGACAUAUGACUUUUUUCUGUUCAGUGUAAGGAAAAGGCAGUUUAGAUUU